AAUAAAAUGGUCACAGGCCCAGACAUGGGCUUUGCCAGGCUUGCACAUGCAAAGCUUUCCAGCGUGCUGCUGCUGAGUGUGGUAUCCUGUUCUGCUGCUGCUCAUGGGGCUGAGCCCAGCCUGGGCAAGAGGUCCUUGCUUCACUAUGAACAUGAGUCCAGUGGUGCUGUUGACUCUUCUGAAGAUAUGAGGUUACAUGUUUUCACACUGGACUAUGACUACGUGCAAAUUCCCUAUGAAGUUACCCUUUGGAUCCUCCUUGCCUCUUUUGCAAAAAUAGGUUUCCACAUCUUUCACCGAUUACCAAAACUUAUGCCUGAAAGCUGCAUCCUGAUUGCCAUCGGAGCACUGGUAGGAGCAAUCAUCUUUGCUUCCCAUCACAAAUCUCCACCAGUGAUGGACAGUAGUAUUUACUUCUUGUAUCUCCUCCCACCCAUUAUUCUGGAGGAGGGUUAUUUCAUGCCAACUCGACCAUUUUUUGAAAACUUUGGAUCCAUUCUGUGGUGGUCUGUUCUGGGAGCUCUGCUAAGCUCAUUUGGGAUUGGCCUCUCACUCUAUGGAGUCUGCCAGAUUGAAGCCUUUGGCCUGAGUGACCUGAGCCUGCUGCAGAACUUGCUUUUUGGCAGCAUGAUUUCAGCAGUGGACCCCGUGGCAGCUCUGGUGGUUUUUGAAGAAGCCUCCGUUAAUGAGCAGCUUUACAUGAUGAUCUUUGGAGAGUCACUGCUAAAUGAUGGCAUAACUGUGGUUUUAUACAACAUCUUCAUUGCCUUCACCCAGAUGCACAGGUAUGAAGAAAUUGAGUCCAUCGAUGUCUUUGCUGGCUUUGCUCGCUUCUUCGUGGUGGGGCUGGGUGGAGUCUUGUUUGGCAUCGUGUUUGGAUUUGUCUCAGCAUUCAUGACUCGUUUCACCCGCAACGUCUCUUCCAUCGAACCCCUGCUGGUCUUCAUGUUCAGCUACCUCUCAUACUUGUCUGCUGAAACCCUUUACAUCUCUGGCAUUUUGGCGAUGACAGCAUGUGCAGUGACAAUGAAAAAAUACGUGGAGGAGAAUGUUUCCCAGAAUUCUUACACCACAAUAAAGUAUUUCAUGAAGAUGCUAAGCAGCAUCAGUGAGACCCUGAUUUUUGUGUUCAUGGGAGUGUCUACAGUGGGGAAGAACCAUGAAUGGAACUGGGCCUUCAUUUGCUUCACUCUGUUCUUCUGCCUCACUUGGCGGACACUGAGUGUGUUUGCUCUCUUCUAUGUCAGUAACAAGUUCCGAACAUAUCCCUUCACCUUCAAAGACCAACUCAUCAUUUCUUACAGUGGCCUCCGAGGAGCCAGCAGCUUUUCUCUUGCAUUCUUGCUUCCAGUGAAUCUUUUCCCCAGAAAAAACCUAUUCAUCACUGCAACCAUUGUGGUUAUAUAUUUCACUGUGUUCAUCCAAGGAAUCACAAUUGGACCUUUGGUCAGAUAUCUGGAUGUUAAAAAGACAAACAAAAAGGAAUCUAUCAAUGAAGAAAUUCAUGUACGAUUGAUGGAUCACUUGAAGGCAGGUAUUGAAGACAUAUGUGGACAUUGGAGUCAUUAUCAGCUGAGAGAUAAAUUUAAGAAGUUUGACAAUAAGUAUUUGAAGAAAAUUUUAAUUCGGGAACACCAGCCCAAAUCCAGCCUUGUGUCGUUGUACAAAAAGAUGGAGAUAAAACUGGCCAUCGAGAUGGCUGAGAGUGGCAUGAAAAUUUCAAAACCAUCCACUACUUCUUUACAGAGCGGCAAGAAGCAGCGUGCACACAGGCUGUCCCCGGCAGAGGUGGAGGCCAUGCGGGACGUCCUGGCACACAACCUGUACCAAGUGCGGCAAAGGGCACCAGCAUACAACAGGCACAAUCUUCCUACUGAGACAAGUGAGAAACAAGUGCAAGAAAUUCUCAUCCGUCGGGAACACAGCCUGAGGCAAAGUUGCAGGAAGGGAAACAGCUUGCCUUGGGGUAGACCGGUUAAGACCACGGAAAUACGCUACCUCUCCUUGCCUCAGGGUCCACACCAGCCCACUAGAAGAAAAGCCAGGCAUGUUACUUUUACAGAUCAGCACAGGAGUGGCUCUGAUGCUGCACUGCCAUUGACAUCGAGGUCCCAGCCCCGACCACGGCCGCUGGAAGCACAGCAGCGCCAGGAGCUGAUUCCAAUGGCACACCUGGACAGACGAGCUGCUCCAUCCAACCUGCCAGCUCGCAGAGGAAAUUCAAUCAGGCCUCAUCAUUUCACCAGAGCACACAAUCCAGCUCCACUGCCAAGGGCUCACUUCACUGUCAGAGAGGUGGAGGAGUAUGAGUCAGAAGAAGAGACAGAAACAAUGGCACCAGCCAGGCCAUUAGUUAUAUGA
Molecule: messenger RNA, 2361 nt
Organism: Melozone crissalis (California towhee)
Lineage: Eukaryota; Metazoa; Chordata; Aves; Passeriformes; Passerellidae
Gene: SLC9A4
Product: solute carrier family 9 member A4
Exons: 12
Coding region: 7-2361 (784 amino acids)
Biological process (GO): regulation of pH; sodium ion transport; proton transmembrane transport
Cellular component (GO): membrane
Molecular function (GO): sodium:proton antiporter activity
Source: RefSeq, a predicted model, not a curated record